Messenger RNA from Alternaria conjuncta, 894 nucleotides. RefSeq lists its product as uncharacterized. The transcript has 2 exons. NCBI's taxonomy places the organism in Eukaryota, Fungi, Ascomycota, Dothideomycetes, Pleosporales, Pleosporaceae. The record is from RefSeq and is a predicted model, not a curated record. The coding region runs from base 1 to 894 and encodes 297 amino acids.
AUGGACUCAAUCGACAGACUCAAAACUGGCUUCGCCGCGCUCCCAGAAGAACUUCGCCUAGAAAUCUACAAAUGGAACGCAAAUCGUAUGGCCCUCAAUACUGUUCCUGGGAUCAAACAUGUACGUUGGGUGGCCACUGCAUACAGUUCUGGCAUCACUGGAGUCAGCCGGGAGAUCCAGCAAGCUGCCAGCGACACAUUGUAUGCGCUCGACCGAGAGAAGGAAGCACGCCUUUUCGUGCACUGGAAGGGCAUCAAGCAGUUGCCUCGCCUCUUGCAACUACUCGCACAUACGUAUACAUGGGGUAAGCGCUGGCUUGAAGCCAAUCCACCAAACGCGACAGAUGGUCAGCAAGAUUGGGUGCGAGUCAAAAAGUCAACUUCGCAUGAUCUCAACACACUACUUUACGAGUAUCUUAAUCCCAGCCAUUACAAGAGAAUUUUCAGCGAACUCGGAGAUCCAUCACGAUUACCUACGCUUUCCACACUGGUACGAGACUGGUUUAGUGAUAUUGCUACGAAAUGCAAUACCGCCGCCCCGAUCCCCCUGAGUACAGCGGAACGACGUCUCCUGAUCGAAUUCCUGGAGAUGACAAUGGACAAACUACGGAACCCAAACCCUGACGACCAGACCAGGGCAUUGUAUCUUGAUGACGUAGUGGAAUACAUGUAUCAACUUUUUGAGACUUUCCGGACGCAUUUCCGAAUCAAAUUUCGGCUCGUUGCUGUCCUAAACACUCCGGCAGACGAGUUGAUUUGGACGCUGGUGGGUGAAGAUUACGCCAAAUUCAUAGAGCCAUGCUACAAUAUUGUGCAAAGAGAGGGUACUGGGGACUUUGAGGUCACGUUUAGCAGCAUCAUGCGUGUAGAUCACGAGGCACUAGACAUGGCUUGA